AGACUAAAUUUGAUGCAAAUAGUUUUGAAUCCAAAUUUGGAAAAUUUUCUUCAGCAUUUCAAAUUAAACAUUUGUUAUAGAUAAGUAACUCUACACGUAGUGAUAUCAAAAGUGUGUAAUUAUGUAGCAAACAGAGUUUAUCAUAUACCCAUUUAUGAAAUUUAAGAAAAGUGAUUCUUCUGGAAACAUGCUGUCAGAAAUAUAAAAGUAUUUUUCAUUUGCUCUACAUGUUGAAACUAACUUAAUGCUCUUUUAUAAAAACUCACUUGUUCAAAAGAAUUUUCAUCGAUCUUAAACUGUGAAAAAGUCGGAUUGAUCAUUAUUCAAGUCAUGUGUAAAUAAUCGAUAUUUUUCACCUCACCAAAACAACUGGAACUAUAGAGUUCUAACGUUUGGCUGUAUUAGUGUGAAGAAUUUGCAGAUAUAUAGUUUUCACAUCUGUUUUGCGUAAAGAACAAAAUUUACAACAAUGUUGCCAACAAACGUUAUGUCAUUUAUGAAAAAGAUGGUGGCUCCAGAGGAUGUCCCUCAACAUGGUAAUGCUGAAAGCACAGGGACAUUUGGAAAAUUAAAGCAAACCUUAUCAUCAUCUCUAUUGACGGCACAGGAUAGAGUUAACAAAAUGUCACCAAGACCAUCUUUGAUUCCGGAUGUAGACUCAUCAAGUGAGCCAAUUCAACAGCAUAUUGUUAAACCUGAGAUCCCAAAGCCGGUGGGGCGUUCUGGAUCGUGUCGUAUUUGUUUGAAAGCAUUCAAACCGAACGAAUAUAGCAAAACAUGCGUUGAAUGCGAUCAAAAAGUGUGUGAAGAUUGUGCAAGUUAUAGCAAAUUAGAACAAAAUGAGGCUGCGGAAGCCUCCUGGCGCUGCAGCGUGUGCCGUAGAAAGAUGGCCUCGCGCGUUUUUCUACCACCACAAGAAUCAACCGACUCGAUUCUCGAGAUUCCGGUUCUAGAAACUCUUCAGAGGCGCCAUUCCGAUGUGAAGUUAGGAUCGACUCAGUGUUUGGGCGUAUCUAAUGGCACUGCACUGGCGCCUCCUCGUAGUCCAGAACUAAGAAGACAUUCCGAUGUCUCACCAGCAUCGUUGAAGGAGUUGGAAAAACUCAAAGGCACAAACGCAUCUGACACAGAAUGGAAAAAGGGUCAUAGUGCAUGCCCUAGCAGAUCUUCGAGUCCCCCUCGACGCAUGGAGCUCGAAACAGCUGCUUCUAGAAUUGCUUCAAGAAGACCGUCAAUGCGCAUGACUCGCCAACGUAGUUACGAUGAUGAGAUAAAAUCAGUCAAUAAUGAACCAAGCAAAAUAGAACCCAUUCUAGGUUUACCAGCUCCCAUGCCAAGAAGAAAAUCUGCAUACGAUGUUUACGCGCCAGGCGUUUUGGCAAGUGCUCUGCAAAAUGCCCAGUUAAAAGAGCCUGACGCGCCUGGAUCAAGGAGACCUUCGUUUAAAAUUCCUGUUGCUGAUAACAAUUAUGAUAACGAAGAAUGUCCCAGCCCAGAUCACAUUAACCAAGCAGUAUUGACUGUGGAUGAGGAUCGUAAAACUAGAAGGCGAGGAUCUCAACUACCCGACAUUUCAGCACUGCGAGGCAAUCAAAACCCAAAUCAAAUGCAAAUGCCCGUAUAUCAAUGCCCUGCGUUGGAAGAUUUGGAGGCUCCUCGACGGCAGACAUCGUUAGAUGGUGAAGCUAUCAAAAUUGUUAUUCAUGACGUCGAUUCUGGUCCGCUGUGUGCAUCUAAGCGCAGAGUUAUAUUGCAAAAGGAUCCGGCGGAUAAAGCUCACAGAACUCGCGGUUUCGGAAUGCGUGUCGUUGGAGGCAAGACGGGCACUGAUGGACGUCUUUUCGCUUACAUCGUUUGGACUGUUCCCGGUGGGCCAGCAGAAAAAGGUGGUUUGCAACAAGGUGACAAGAUUCUAGAAUGGUGUGGAACAUCACUAGUGGAUCGAAGCUUUGAAGAAGUGUGUGCUAUCAUGGACAGAACCGGUGAGGUAAUCGAGCUUUUAGUAGAACAUGCAUCCGAUCUUCAAAUUGGGUUUGACAUGAUGGAAGACGGUGCUCCAGGUCCGAACAAUCAAAUGAAAUGCAAUUCCGAUAUGUCAAACCUCGGAUUUGCUUCUGAAAAUGAAUCGGCCGCUGAUAAGUCUCCCUCAUCACCAACGAGGCGGAAGUUACCAAAAACACCGGAACAACUAGCUAGAGAAAAACAGGUUUCUGGUCGUGUCCAAAUACAAGUUUGGUAUCAUGGAGACAGAAGUGAACUAGUAGUUUCAUUGAUGGCCGCAGACGAUCUUCCACCACGUGAUGAAUCUAUGGGAUAUGGAGGAUUCCCAGAGGCAUAUGCUUCCAUUAAGGUUAUGCCAAAGACAAACGAAACACAUGUUAUGCAAACGGAAGUUUCCUCACCAUCGUGUAAUCCAAUUUGGAAUGCAACAAUCACAUUUAGAGGAAUUUCCAGUGACACUUUAUUUGAUCGCUACAUCGAAGUGAUUUUAUACGAUUUGCUUCCACAAUCGGAACCCAUUUUUCUCGGAGAGUGUAAUGUUAUGCUUCAGAAAGCAUUUCUCGACGACGUGGCGGUAUGGUACAGAUUGGAAGAUCCCAAGCAGCUGCGAGGAGCUCCAACGUCAAAAAUGAAUUGGUCCUCUCCGCGAAACUCGAUAUCGGGCGAUGUAACCAAGCUCAUCCGAGGUUCGGAUUAUCGAUUCCAAAGAUCGGUUUCAGAUGACGUCGAUAGUAUUGGCGAUGGUUCAUCCCUCUUACACCCGGAUCACGCGUGGGCAUUCAGCAGAAGAGGCUCCUCUCAGUCGGAAACGUUAGAAAUCGAAACCUACCAGUUGGGAAAAGACUUCUCUAAAUCAUUACCAGGCUCAAGGCGAUCAUCGUUCCAAGAUCAAGAAAAAUGCAAAAGUGGUGAGAUUGCACAAUCAUUUGCACAUAGUCGAGAAAGAAGAAGGUCUUCUGUAGCAAAACGUAAUCCAGAUGAGCUCAGGCGUGCAUUCAAUCAAAGCCGAGGUGAAUUUAUCCGGACAAUGAGUUUGUCCCGCGAGCUGGAACGCAAGAACUCAAUAAAAAAUUUCAAUCAAAGCCUAUCAGAACGAAACAGCGAACAAAUUGAACGAAUGAUCUCAACCAUCAGAGUGAAAUCGGAUAGCUCAAAAGAACUACAAAUAGAUGCCAACGCCAGCUCCUACAUCAGCAGUUUAGGGCCUGGCCAAAUACUUCCGAAAGGGAUUAAUAGUAGCCUCAGGUGUGUUGGAGAAUUAAACUUGGCAGUUUCAUUGGAAAAGGCAAUUUUGGAACUUAAAGUUCUUGGUGCAAGAAAUCUUAUACCCGAUGAUUCUGAAGCAAUACCAGACACAUACGUAAAGUGUUAUCUGAAAGAUGGUGAUCGAUUGCGACACAAAAAGAAAACCAGGGUUGUAAAAUAUUGUUUAGAGCCGCAAUACAAUCAAGUGUUGAAAUACUCGGCAUCUGAACUUUUUGGUAGAACGCUUUUAGUGACUGUUUGGCAAAAAUCAACAGGUUUUGAACACAAUCAAAGUAUAGGAGGUGCCGAACUUUUUUUCAACACUUAUAAAAUGAAAGCACCGGUUCAGGGCUGGUAUCCCUUGUUUCCAUCCCAGCACAUUUUAUCAAAUCCAAAUGAUUCUCCAUAGAAAAUUGUAUAAUUGUUGACUAGAAAUGAUAUUGCAUUUAUAGAAACGUUGUAUUUUAUUUUACAUUUAAAUACAUGUAUUAAAAAACA
This is a messenger RNA of Culex quinquefasciatus (southern house mosquito), 3744 nucleotides long. RefSeq names its product regulating synaptic membrane exocytosis protein 2 (gene Fife). The record is from RefSeq and is a predicted model, not a curated record. Bases 470 to 3655 code for a protein of 1061 amino acids. Gene Ontology annotation, biological process: calcium ion-regulated exocytosis of neurotransmitter; regulation of membrane potential; positive regulation of synaptic transmission. Gene Ontology annotation, molecular function: small GTPase binding; transmembrane transporter binding. The transcript is spliced from 18 exons. NCBI's taxonomy places the organism in Eukaryota, Metazoa, Arthropoda, Insecta, Diptera, Culicidae. Gene Ontology annotation, cellular component: cytoskeleton of presynaptic active zone; presynaptic membrane.